Molecule: messenger RNA, 2052 nt
Organism: Capsicum annuum
Lineage: Eukaryota; Viridiplantae; Streptophyta; Magnoliopsida; Solanales; Solanaceae
Product: nuclear pore complex protein NUP50A
Exons: 3
Coding region: 400-1737 (445 amino acids)
Biological process (GO): intracellular transport
Cellular component (GO): cytoplasm; nuclear pore
Molecular function (GO): GTPase activator activity
Source: RefSeq, a predicted model, not a curated record
GUAAAAGCAAUAAAGGAAACAAAAUGAAAAAAGAGAAAAAAGAAAACACAAAGCUCACUGUGUUCAUUAGCUCCGUCUAGGGUUUUCUAUACAUUUCCACUCACAGAUUUAUUACGGAGAGAGUUUCCUAAAACUACUUCGGAGACUUUAGAUUUCUACCAGUGAGUUUGUUGAGUAUGUUACUUGUUGGGAUAGCCCGUGUCCAUGCAACAAGCUGUUGUUAUUCCUAAGUAGGUUAUCUGGACUUCUGACCUUCACUCAAUGCAGCAGAUUGUUAUGCCGCUGGAAGAUUCAUAUCUGUUUGUUUGUCAGGUUACUGAGACUUUGUAGUGUUUCCUGAAGAAAUUUGUAUCUUUGUCAACUUUGUGGGAACUCUUGAACUAUCUUUGUCAUUUUGGGAUGGGGGAUGCAGAAUCUCUUCAGCCAUCAAAGAAAAGGGCUGCUGUAAAGGAAUUAUCACGAGAUAAUCCUGGUCUUGAUGAUGAUAAUGAGUCAACUGAGCAGGAGAGUGGAACUUUCAAGAGAGCAAGUGACGAGGUGAUGGCAAGUAGGAGAAUCUUGAAAGUUCGUAAAACAGCACCGACUACCACUACUCCUUCAUCUAACCCUUUUGCGGGGAUCCAACUGGUUCCACCUGCUAAUACCAGUACAAUUCCUGCCGUGACCACAACUAAAGCUGAGAGUGGGACAGCUUCCAAGGACCCAGAAGAAUCAAAUGAUCAAAGUGAGGCAGUUAAAAAGGAAGAAACUGGUGUGAAUAGGGAAGCUGAUCACGGGAAGGAAACUGAUGAAAGUUCUAAGCUACCAGAAAGCAAAUCCGAUGAGUCAAAAGCUGAUGUUAAUGUUCACAAGGAUGUUGAUACACCCAAUGAACCUGAAUCUACUGAAAAGAAGGCAGCAGAAAGUGAGAAAAUCAAUGUUGAUACCGAGGCAGGCACAGUAGUGAAGAGUGCAAAUGACAUAGAAGUGGAAGGGAAUCAGACGAAGGAUGAAGAGGAAAAACACGUGGGCGAUGGAAACAAUGAAAAGGGUGCUGAGGCUGCAUCUUUUAACUCAUUUCAACAGCUCUCCAGUAGCCAAAAUGCUUUCACAGGACUUGCAGGAACCGGAUUCUCCAGUACUACAUUCUCAUUUGGAGCUAGUUCAAAAGAGGGAUCUCCACUAGGGUUAGGUUCUGAAUCAGGUACUGGUUCUGGUUCUCUCUUUGGAGUAAAAAGCGACCAGUCAUUUUUCAGUCUUAGUCUUCCCACUAAUGGAAAUACUUCCCUAUUCGGUAACUCAGGGUCAUCUGGUAUUAAAAAGGGUGAGGGAACUGGGUUUCCUUCCAUGCAAGAGGUUCCCGUUGAAACAGGAGAGGAGCAUGAAAAGGCAAUCUUUACAGCGGACUCUGUGCUGUUUGAAUUUCUUAAUGGAGGGUGGAAGGAGCGUGGAAAGGGUGAGCUUAAGCUCAAUAUUUCUUCAACUGGAACUGGAAAAGCUAGACUUGUUAUGAGAACCAGAGGAAAUUACAGGUUGAUUUUGAAUGCCAACCUUUAUCCUGAAAUGAAGCUAACAGGUAUGGACAAAAAAGGCAUCACUUUUGCUUGUGUGAAUAGUGCUGGUGACGUGAAAGAGGGACUUUCAACAAUUGCUUUGAAGUUCAAGGAUGCCUCUAUUGUUGAGGAGUUUCGAGCUUCUGUGAUGGAACAUAAAGAUGAGAAGGCAGGUCCUUUGAAAACACCACAAAAUUCUCCUUAAACUUAAGAUUACUAGUCAUGGCAAAGAUGCAUAGAGAUUCAAUAUUCAUCAUGGAACCCAUCCUACAGUUUCCCCCCUUUUUUCCACCCCUCUGCGUACAAGUAGAGUUUAUUUUGUCCAUAGAUGGAUAGCUUAUUAUCCUAUAUAGCAAGGUAGAGUCUUCUCCAUUAUGAUGUUGUUUAUCUCUUGUAUUUCUUCUCUUUUUUGCCUUUUUGAGAUAUAACCCGUCGUUUUAGCUGUCUGUUAUAUUUCUUUAUUUGAAUCAGCUCUAGCCUUCGAUCUCAUUCCAUCAGUUCUGAUGUGUUUUUAAUUUUA